This is a messenger RNA of Trichoderma harzianum CBS 226.95, 1614 nucleotides long. RefSeq lists its product as hypothetical. The record is from RefSeq and is a predicted model, not a curated record. The coding region runs from base 1 to 1614 and encodes 537 amino acids. NCBI's taxonomy places the organism in Eukaryota, Fungi, Ascomycota, Sordariomycetes, Hypocreales, Hypocreaceae. The transcript has 2 exons.
AUGCUUCAGCUAGCUGUUUCACUUGAUUGGGCCAAUUGCACCUGUAGAACUGACAACCAUGUCCCACACCGUCAUGGCUGGCACUGCCCGAGAGGCGAUCGCGCCGUCCAACUAGCAUUAAUCUCCGCAGUGCAUUCGUUCUCUUUCCGCUGGCUACCGUUAGUCACGGAUACUGCAGGGGAUGGCCAGCAGCUUCUGCGACUUGGCGAACACCUCUGGACCAAUGCCAAGUCCAGAAUCAUGUCCGUUUUUGACAAGCUCAGCUAUCAAACAGCUUUGGCUUUGUAUCUGUUCGGACUAACUCCAAUUCCUAAAGGAGCUUCCGUGGAUGUCGAGAAUGCUCACAGCGCUGGCGAGGUUAGCAUUGAUAUGGCGCUUCGCCAAAUCCACAGACUAAGAGUAAAACGACGCGAUAUCAGAUUUUCCGGUACUGGCCUUUCGGUUGGUAGAAGCGACGGAGAAACUCCUAUUAUCCACACCCCUGUGAAUGAAGAUUUUAUCCAUGCCGAGAAUAUGAUGUACUGGGCUGGGGUGGUGUUUGAUACCUCUUCAUCUAUGACUAGAGGGUGUCCUUCUAUCCUCUGCAGUGGCGUGUUUGGCUUUGAAGAAGAGCCAGUCUUCCGCCUUAUGAAAGCUCGAGUUCAACUAUUCCAUGAAAGUACAGAGUCAUGGAGACAGAAUGGGUUUGUCCCGACAAGUCAGGCUACGCUAUAUGUUGUUCACCGGGCAUCCACCUGGAAAGGAUACGUCUGGAAAAUAAUCGGAGCUCUGCGAGAAGCUAUCAAUCAUGGCUAUGGAGAAGCUGUCAUAACAAGGCUGGAAACCCUCAUUGCUGAGGCUCUGGAUCGCUUCAAUAGAACCUUCAAACCCCUUCUUGCAGCCUGUGAGAAGCACAUUCUCUUUUUCAGCAAGGAUGCUCGAUUGUGUUAUUACCUUCUUCAAUUGCACUACUAUAUGGGCCUAUUACUUCUGUGUAGCCUAGCUGUAUCUACGGAACGGACAGAUAUCGUUCCAGAGUUUGAUGCCGUUCGUCGCGAGUCUGUUCACACCAUUUUCAGCACGAUCAGCUUUGGUCUCAGCUGUCAGGUGGCUCUUGGCCAAGACGGGACCCAACACAGCCGGAAGCGCUUCUCACUGAUCAGCUUGGAUCCUUAUCCACACCACAUUCUCGCAUCAUUACAGCUAGCUAGUCAUGUUUUGCUUGACUAUCUGAAGCGAGACGAGAUAACACAAGACGCGUUCGAUAACUUUUGUCGAAUCGUGUUUGAUGCGCUUGAUGAAAUUCCCCAGUGCUUGCAGUCAGUACAGAGAGUAAAGAAGCUCUUGUAUGAGACACUGAGUGCCGGUAGCCAUCAUUUUGAUACAGCAUCGGAUACACUACGUGAGCCGGCUACGAGCGGUUUGAGCACCCCGGGAGGACAACAACAUCAGCAAGUAACCCGUAAUGAUCGUCGAACAAAUAACGAAACCACGAAUUCCGAGGAGUCAAGUAAUGAUAUCACCGGUUCAAAUCCACCGGCUCCUACUUUUACCAAUAUUGACGAAGCAGGACUCGGUUGCCUAGCAAAGACACUCUUCGCUGGACCUUCAGUAGUGCUUAGUACAAGAUCUUAG